GCCGAGAAUAAUAGUCUUCACGGAAUGCAGAAGCUUCAAAUUGAAAGUCCUGUACAAUGCUUCGACUAUGGCUACUGCUAUUAGUACUUUGCGUGCCUCUGCUACGACGGGUCAACUCCCAUGAAGAGUCGGGUGAAUGGAGCUGCGAGUCGGACUCAGACAUCCGAAUCCAGGCCCAGUCCGGGCCCGGCCUUAUCACCCUCGAUGGUCACACCGACGAUUGGAAGGACGUGGUUGGUUCCGAGUUCCCUCUUCUCCCUGCUCUUGACCCAGAUGCUGAGAACGAGUACACAGCUGGAAAGAUGACUGUCAAGGCUUUGCAUGAUGGCCGUGAUGUCUUCUUUAUGGUUCAAGUUGAUGGGGAUUACGCUUACUCAGAAGGUGAGAGUAACAAAUGCCCAUCUAUUGCGCUCAUGUUUCAAAUCGGUGAAGCUGCAACUUAUCAUAAUAUGGGCGGCUGUAAGGAAGGAGUUGACUCUUGCACAAACAAGACUUGCAAAACCCAUGAAGUUGAUAUUAUGCACUUCUCUAUUGGAAAUGCAAUUCCUGGACGUCUCUAUGGUGGCAACCCAAUGGACAACAGGGAUGGAAAUGGAGGUGACAGGUUUGGUCAUUUGGUUGAUCUUUAUGCUUGGAACCCACACUGUAGAUACCUAGAUGGAAUUAGCUCUUCAGAGAAUGAUACUAGUGCACAAAAUGAUUGGAAAGGCUGUUGGUGGCACAGUAGCUUGAAUGUUCACUCAGGUUUUGUGGAAGAAGAUAGUCCUUAUGCAUCAGAUGGUCAGAAGGGUACAUUCUAUUUUGAAUUCUCUAGGCCUAUGAGAACUAUGGAUCGCCUCCAACAGGAUGCUCAAUUCACAAUUGGUGGAUCAAGUAAGAUGUCAGUUGCCUUCUGGUAUCCUGUUGAUGGAAAACCAUGGCAUGGCUCUGGACACUAUUCUGUUAGCUGUGACUGGGUUCACUUGGAUAUAUCUUUGGAAACUUCAAUGCUAACCAAAGUGAGACAAAGUAGUUCAGUCAGUGCUGCUAGUGUUUUUGCCCUUUUGCUCUCAGUAAUCUCAUUAUGUACUUCUGUUUUUAUCGGGUAUUGGGUUGUCAAACCCAAAACCAUCCCCUUCACACCUGUGGACGAUGACAAUCUUUAAGAUUUCCAGUGGUGGAAUCAAAUCGAGUUGUACUUCUGUUCUGGUAAAAGAUUUUCUUUUUUGGUGAAACGGACUGUACUUAAAUCUGCACUGCAUUACUGCAUGUCCAUCCAUGUCAUUAUUUAAUAUAACAUUUUUGUUAAAUUUCGAAUUGUCAAAUUACUUUAUAUUAAUUAUUGAAUAAACCUACUUCU
Messenger RNA from Argentina anserina (silverweed cinquefoil), 1339 nucleotides. RefSeq lists its product as uncharacterized. NCBI's taxonomy places the organism in Eukaryota, Viridiplantae, Streptophyta, Magnoliopsida, Rosales, Rosaceae. The transcript has 8 exons. The coding region runs from base 57 to 1145 and encodes 362 amino acids. Gene Ontology annotation, molecular function: heme binding. The record is from RefSeq and is a predicted model, not a curated record.